Molecule: messenger RNA, 529 nt
Organism: Phragmites australis (common reed)
Lineage: Eukaryota; Viridiplantae; Streptophyta; Magnoliopsida; Poales; Poaceae
Product: glutaredoxin-C10-like
Exons: 1
Coding region: 143-463 (106 amino acids)
Source: RefSeq, a predicted model, not a curated record
UCUUUUCCAGCCUAUAAAACGCAAGCCAUGCACCCGGCCAUCAGCAAGAAACCAGCCACACGCACACAUCCUCUUCCAAAUCGUCUAGAAGCCUCUAGAACGUUCCCAUCGCCGUACGUGGAAGAGAUCGAAUAACUAGCUAAUGGACCGCGUGGCGAGGCUGGCGUCGGAGCGUGCGGUGGUGGUGUUCACGGUGAGCAAUUGCAGCAUGUGCCACGCCGUGACGUCGCUGCUGGGCAACCUGGGCGUGAACGUGGCCGUGCACGAGCUGGACAGGGACCCCAGGGGCAGGGAGAUGGAGCGGGAGCUCGCCAGGAGGCUCGGUGGCGGCCGCGGUGCCCCCUCCGUGCCAGCGGUGUUCGUGGGCGGCGACCUCGUCGGCGGGACCAACAGGGUCAUGGCGUUGCACCUCGCCGGCGAGCUCGUGCCCAUGCUCAAGAGAGCCGGCGCGCUCUGGCUGUAGGAUCGAGAACGUCCGCAUGGCUAGUUUUUUUUUUUUUAAUUUUAUCCAGAUGUGUAUACAUGAAUA